CUGCCUGAAACACAACGCAUGUCUGACGUGGCGUGAAAUAGAGCUGAAUCCUCGCAUUACAGCCAGCACUGGCAUGUCAAGGCAUUGACUACAAGACGGAACAAGCCAUAACGGUGAUAGCGGGCCGAUAAAAGUAACCAAGUGUUUAAUCAGAAACUUGAGUCUUCUUCCUCCUCUCGUAGCAAUGGCUCCUUGUGCCGUCGUUAGGGUUUACUCUACUAUCACUCCCGCUUCUCCUUCGGAGGCUUCCGUAAAGAAAGUUGGUACUCACAAUGGAAGCUUUCACUGUGACGAGGCUCUCGGUUGCUUCAUGAUCCGCCUCUCCGAUAAAUUCUCCGGCGCCGAUAUCGUCCGUACUCGUGACCCUAAGAUAUUGGGAGAGCUUGAUGCAGUGCUUGACGUUGGAGGUGUUUAUGACCCCGACCAUGACCGCUAUGAUCAUCACCAGAAAGGCUUCCAAGAGGUGUUUGGACAUGGUUUCAACACCAAACUCAGCAGUGCCGGUCUCGUUUACAAGCAUUUUGGAAAGGAGAUCAUUGCUAAGGAACUUAACGUCGACCAAGAUCACCCUGAUGUCCUUCGCUUGUUUCUUGCUGUCUACAAGAGCUUCAUGGAGGCGAUUGAUGCUGUGGACAAUGGAGUUAAUCGGUAUGAUACAGAUCAGCCUCCAAGAUAUGUGAACAACACACAUUUGUCUUCGAGGGUUGGAAGAUUGAAUCUUGAUUGGAUUGACCCUGACCAGUCACAGGAUAAGGAGAAUGAGGCUUUCCAGCUUGCCAUGGCUCUUGCUGGCAAAGAGUUCCUCGAUAGUGUAAGAUUUCAUGCAAGGUCGUGGUUACCGGCUCGAUCGAUCGUGAUGCAGUGUCUUGAAGAAAGGUUCAAGACUGACCCUAGUGGCGAGAUCAUGGAACUCAAAAAUUUCUGUCCUUGGAAGCUUCAUUUGUUCGAGCUUGAGCAAGAGAUGAAGAUCGAACCCCUCAUCAAAUACGUCAUAUAUCAGGACGAGCGAGGAAAGCAGUGGAGAGUUCAAGCAGUGGCGGUGGCACCAGACAGGUUUGAGAACCGAAAGGCUCUUCCUGAGCAAUGGAGAGGCCUUAGAGACGAGGAACUCUCCAAAGCUGCUGAGAUCCCCGGUUGCGUUUUUGUCCACAUGAGCGGCUUUAUUGGGGGAAACCAGUCCUAUGAUGGCGCUUUGUCCAUGGCUCGAACUGCCCUCACUCUCUAAUUCAGUGCAUCUUCUUUGGUACCAGAAGAAUCCUUUGCCGAUUCUUAACCGAUAGAGAGAGUUUAACAAUGCUUCAUUAUGUUGUACGAUUUCUGUUUUCAAUUGAGUGACCAUUUCGUGAUUUGUUUUGUCGGAUGGAAUCGUAUUUCAAUAGAUUUUGAAUUCUUGUUUCAUAAUUUGUAGAAGAAUUAUGAGUAGAUGAUUGUAUGCCCACACAGUUUUGUUUAGUUAUUAUUUUUCCCAUAA
This is a messenger RNA of Raphanus sativus (radish), 1471 nucleotides long. RefSeq lists its product as uncharacterized. Gene Ontology annotation, cellular component: cytoplasm; nucleus. The record is from RefSeq and is a predicted model, not a curated record. The transcript has 8 exons. Bases 185 to 1225 code for a protein of 346 amino acids. Lineage: Eukaryota; Viridiplantae; Streptophyta; Magnoliopsida; Brassicales; Brassicaceae.